GGGUAAUUUAAUCAUGGCUGACAACGAUGUGUUUCGUGAUGAGAGCGGGAAGCAUGUUGCUUUCAAGGAAGUACCGCGUUUUCACGCUCUCUAUGCGUACCAUACGAACAGACCCGAUAGACACAGACAUGCUUCCAAUGUCAGUGACACUGUCACGGACAAUGGAGCCGCAUGCUCAGACCCGAGUUCCCAACCAACAGUGCUAGAUUUUCUGCAGCAGGAGGAGGUGACUAACAGAGAUUUCAGCCUAUCUGUCUUGGCCACAGACCUGACGGCAGACAACGAAACAGAUCUGCGUGGCUUCCUUGCAAAGCGAUUUUCAAGGGGCACCGUGUAUUCCGGAACUGGCAACGUAGCAGCUCUUGACUUCAGUAUUUCUGAAGAUUCUGACUCCCCAGUUGUCUGCUACUUUUGCCUUCUCCGUCCAUCACAUUGUGCUUCUUCCCAGUUGGAAACUGAUCAUGAAGGGACUGUAUGCUCUCAGGAAUAUAUUGCAUGUUUUAUAACGAAUGAGACAGGAGUGCUAGAUUACUACCGUGAUGAGCUAGGAGAACAUUGUAAGAUGCUGCUACCCAUGUUAGAAGCAGAGUCCAUGGAUUUGCCCCAAAUACAGGAGCACUUGUCUGAGUGGUACAAUGCGUCUGUGAUGUUUGCAUCUCGUUGUGUAGAAAAGCUAAAGGAUGGUGUGGCUUAUCUCAUUCACAUGGCAUUAUUAGGUUUGAAGCUGGAGAUAGAUGGAGACGAUGAUAAGUUUAAAAGUGACGUUAAAAAGUUCAUAAAGUGUUGCAGUCUCUCGGAAUUAAUCCAGCACAAAAGUCCGUCUUCCGAGGCGCGCGGUUCUCCCGAGGUGCCACCUGGGGGUAGUCUGCUGCCGGCGUCGAUGGAUGGCGACGGGGAGAGAACCGUGUGGCUGAGCGUCCGUGACGACGCCGCCGAGUUUAGCUCAACAGAGUGCAAUAGUUUUUGCCAAAAGUGGGCCGAAGCUCUUUUGAAAAGCCCGUCGGGAGGUGCUGUGCAUGUCAGGGAAGUGAUUGAAAGCUACAAACUCAAGACGAUACAGAACAUGAAUAUUGUAAAGCGGCUCAUAAGGCAGGCAGAAAAUGACCAUUAUGCAUUGUACAGGUGCUUCAUAUUUCUGCAGCAGAGUGGCAACCAUGACAUUCUGCUGGAGAUGGUGAGGUCCGAGCAGCAGUUCACCUCGUCUGUCGAUGCAAAGAAUGUCGUCAGCAUCUUGGGAGAGUUCUUGCAAGCCGUGGUGGCCUGAUGUAUAUACGUGUACACAUUUAUAUAUGCCUGCGCGAAGUGAUAAAGUCAGGAAGCUAUAAAUCGGUUCGGCUUUGGCCAAAUGUGGAGCUGGGGGAAUUUUUUCAAGGAAGUAGGGAUGCAUUCUGAUGCUUUUCUGACCACAAAUCUUAAAUUGCCAGUAUUCUAUUAUUUUUAUUUGUCUGAUUUAAUUUGAAGACGUUUUUAUGUUUUUUAAAGCAUUCCCCAAACUUGAGUUUCUUCUCUCUCUUGUCUCUUGUAAGUUUCUUGUACUUGUAUUUAAGUGCUUCAAAAUAGGGAUGGAAGAGGAAGACCAAAACAAUGAAAUGACUAAUUGCAAAGUUAGUUAUUGUAAAUAUUUAGUUAAUUGUGUUGUUAUUCACAUUUGUUGGUCAAGUAGGUUUGUGGUUUGUCAUACUGUGCAUGUCGUUGAACAGGUAUUGGUAACUAAUUAUGUAUUAAAAUUAAAUCUAUUUAAUGAA
Molecule: messenger RNA, 1745 nt
Organism: Priapulus caudatus
Lineage: Eukaryota; Metazoa; Priapulida; Priapulimorpha; Priapulimorphida; Priapulidae
Product: protein Njmu-R1-like
Exons: 11
Coding region: 14-1264 (416 amino acids)
Cellular component (GO): trans-Golgi network
Source: RefSeq, a predicted model, not a curated record